Ochotona princeps (American pika) is the source of this 4551-nucleotide messenger RNA. RefSeq names its product POU class 6 homeobox 1 (gene POU6F1). The record is from RefSeq and is a predicted model, not a curated record. The transcript has 13 exons. Lineage: Eukaryota; Metazoa; Chordata; Mammalia; Lagomorpha; Ochotonidae. Gene Ontology annotation, molecular function: RNA polymerase II cis-regulatory region sequence-specific DNA binding; DNA-binding transcription factor activity, RNA polymerase II-specific. Bases 642 to 2480 code for a protein of 612 amino acids. Gene Ontology annotation, biological process: regulation of transcription by RNA polymerase II.
UCCAAGUAGCAGAAGGAGGGGAGAAGGGGGGAGGCAGGGGGGGCCAGGGAAGGGGGGAAGAGAAGGAAAAUACACACCUGGUGGCCCCCCCAAUCUUCCCUUCCCGCCUCCCGGCCGCCCCCUUCGGCUCUGCCCGGCCCGGGCUGGGGGCCCCGGGGGCGGCGCGGGUCCCGGACCAGCGUCCCGGCCGAGCCGAGCCCAGCCCGGCCGCACUGGCUCCUUUGUCUGCGGGCGGCGGCCGCCCCGGCCCCGGCCCCGGCCCCCGGGCGUCGGCUGUGCCUUGAGCGUCUGAUCCGGUGGCCGCCAGCACCGCGCGAAGCGGCUCGGGCUUGGGCUCCGCUGUGGUUCUAAACCUUUUAUACGCGGAGUUCCUUCAGGACCCACCAUAGCCCUCUGCAAGAGCUGCUACUGUUCCCAUUAUUAUGGAUAAGAAAACUGAGACACUGAAACCAAAUCACUGGUUCAAGUUGCACAAGUUAAUACAUAGCAAAGCUGACCCGAGGAACCUGUCUGGAGAGGGUACUGGGACCCCACUGACAGGCAGUGAUUGCUAGUCUUCAGCAGAGGUGUGCCUAUCACAUACACGACCCUGGUAAAAGCCACUGAAAGGACGCGCCCCCACUCCACCCCGACAAGUGACCAUGGAUCCGGGAGCAGGGUCAGAGUCAGCUCUGACUGUCAAUGAGCAGGUCAUCGUGAUGUCAGGCCAUGAGACCAUUCGAGUCCUGGAAGUUGGCGUGGAUGCCCAGCUCCCUGCUGAGGAGGAGGGCAAAGGACUAGAGGGUGCAGCUGCUGAGGGCUCCCAGAGUGGGGACCCUGCGGAAGCCCAUGAGCCUGCCGGUGAAGCUGGGCCAGGCCACCCCAAGGCCCCUGCAGAGGCAACUGUCAAGUCACUCCCAGGGACCCUUCCAAGUCCUGCCCCCAGCAUCGCCACCUUCAGCCAAGCCCCAAGCCAGCCUCAGGCGGCAUCGCAGACCCUGACGCCGCUGACAGUACAAGCUGCCCCCCAGGUCUUGACUCAGGAAAACUUAGCCACAGCUCUGACAGGAGUUAUGGUUCCAGCAGGGGCAGUUACUCAACCUCUUCUUAUCCCCAUCAGUAUUGCAGGUCAACUGGCUGGUCAGCAGGGGCUGGCCGUGUGGACAAUUCCUACAGCAACCGUGGCUGCCCUUCCCGGACUGGCCGCUGCUUCUCCCCCGGGGGCAGUGUUCAAGCCACCUUUAGCCGGUCUCCAAGCGGCGGCUGUGCUGAACACUGCUCUCCCGGCACCCGUACAAGCGGCCCCACCGGUACAGACCUCCUCACCGGCCCAGCCCCGGCCACCAGCCCAGCCCCAGACGCUGUUCCAGACCCAACCGCUGCUGCAGACCGCACCUGCCAUCCUCCCGCAGCCCGCUGCGGCCACCGCUGUUGCCCCCACCCCCAAGCCGGUGGACACCCCUCCCCAGAUCACCGUCCAGCCUGCAGGCUUCGCAUUUAGCCCGGGAAUCAUCAGUGCCGCUACCCUUGGGGGACAGACCCAGAUCCUGGGCUCCCUCACGACGACGCCGGUCAUUACGAGCGCCAUUCCCAGCAUGCCAGGGAUCAGCAGUCAGAUCCUCACCAAUGCUCAGGGACAGGUUAUUGGAACCCUUCCAUGGGUAGUGAACUCGGCUAGCGUGGCGGCCCCGGCACCAGCACAAAGCCUGCAGGUCCAGGCUGUGACCCCCCAGUUGUUGUUGAAUGCCCAGGGCCAGGUGAUCGCAACGCUCACCAGCAGUCCCAUGCCUCCGCCUGUAGCUGUCCGGAAGCCAAGCACGCCUGAGUCCCCUGCUAAGAGUGAGGUGCAGCCCAUCCAGCCCACACCUGCUGCAGCUCCGCCUGCUGUGGUCAUCGCCAGCCCAGCCCCUGCUGUCAAGCCAUCUGCCUCAGCUCCCAUCCCAAUUACCUGCUCAGAGACGCCCACGGUCAGCCAACUGGUGUCCAAGCCGCACACUCAGAGCCUGGAUGAGGACGGGAUCAACUUAGAAGAGAUUCGUGAGUUUGCCAAGAACUUUAAGAUUCGGCGGCUAUCCCUGGGCCUUACCCAAACCCAGGUGGGCCAGGCUCUGACUGCAACGGAAGGUCCGGCCUACAGCCAAUCAGCUAUAUGCCGGUUUGAGAAGCUGGACAUCACGCCCAAGAGUGCCCAGAAGCUGAAGCCAGUGCUGGAGCGGUGGCUGAACGAGGCCGAGCUCCGGAACCAGGAAGGCCAGCAGAACCUGAUGGAGUUCGUAGGAGGCGAGCCCUCCAAGAAGCGCAAACGCCGCACGUCCUUCACACCCCAGGCCAUAGAGGCUCUCAAUGCCUACUUCGAGAAGAACCCACUGCCCACUGGCCAGGAAAUCACUGAGAUUGCCAAGGAGCUCAACUACGACCGCGAGGUUGUGCGGGUCUGGUUCUGCAACCGGCGCCAGACGCUCAAAAACACCAGCAAGCUGAACGUCUUUCAAAUCCCCUAGGGCUCAGCGCCCCCAGCCCCACCCCAGGUUCUAGCACUUUCUUCUUUCCCCUUGACACCUGGCUGCAGCCACUGCUGUGGCAGAGCCUGUCCUGUCGCCACCUGCAGCCAUACUUGCCCUGGGUUGGGGGACUCCAUUCUGUGCAUGUGCGAUGAUGGCUCCCUCUGCCCUCUCCCACCCUCCACAUAGCUCACAUCCUCCGGGGGGCCAGGAGUUGGAGGGACCCCCAUGGGAGCUCCAGGCCUUUGCUUGGGCAUGCUGAAGGGGGACUCUGUGGUGUCGCUUAGAGAAGCACUUUGUUCACGUGGUUUCUGAAGGGUGGAUUCUGGAUUGGAAACCAGAGACUCCCCGCUCCCUGUUGUUAGAACUGGCUGUGGCUAUAUGUCUUUGCUUUCCUUGUCAUGUUCUUUGUGCCCUGUCUCCUAUGGCAGGUGGGACAACGCUGCUGAUGGAAGCCUAAGCUCACACUGCCUACCCCCACUUUCGCCUGCAGACACACCACUCCCCUCUCCUCCCAAAGAUGAUCCAGGAGCUUAAAUUCAGACAGGUGUGACAUGCCACUUGGAAGUCAGACUUGAUGUCGGCCUUGGGAUCACAAGGUUCCUGCAACUCUGGAACCAAACCAUGCAAGUUCCUCUCCCACCUCUUCCUGGUUCCUUGGAGGAAUAGGGAAGAUUGCAUUAAAGCUGAGAGCCCCCACAUACCCCAAUAUUUUUUUCUUUUGCAACUGUGUUGGACGAAAGCAACAGUGUGCUUUGCCUUCCCUGGAGUUGUCCGAUGUCUGCAGCACAUGGAGAAUUUGGUAGACUAAGCCUUCCUCCCAGAUUGUAAUCUAUUCUCUGUCUAUAGCUCUCCCCCCACCCCCAACAAAAACAGUGUGGAUUAAGAGGAUUUGAAGUCUAGGACAUCCCACUGCCCAAGCAAGCAGGUAUCCCUGAAGGAAAAAUGAGGAAUGGAUUGCCAACUUUUUCUCUUGUCCCACACCCUGCCCCGGCCUAGUACCAGGGCUAUCUCAAAAGAAACAAAUUCAGUGAUGGAUGAUACAGCAAGGCCCCUGGGGGAGACCUGCUAGACCCUGGAACGGCUCUUGUGGAGGUCAACUGAACUCCUUCUCUAUAGCUUCAGGCAUUGAACAUCAGAGGAGAAAUCUCAUUCCAUCCAGAGUCUCAUCCCAUGUCUGAAGGAAACCUCCACCAUGCUCCUUGCAAAGCCAGAACAUGCCCAGGUCAGGGUGGGCUUUGUCUCUAGCGGGGGUAGCUGUGGCACAUCUUGUCCAAGGUGACAAAUCCAUCAAAAUCAGUGCGUGACUUUAGGAAGUCAGGGGAGCACUGAGAGAUGGGUUUGGAUGGCCAGCAACCACCCACUCUUCCCCAUACUGCCUUCACAGAGCCUGGUCUCCAGCACCUGCUGCCAAGGUGGCAUCCCAUGGGAUCCUGGCCCUGUGAUGCUGUGGGGUGCCUCUCACACGCACACACAUGCCCCCACGCAUCUGACCAUCUGAACCAGCCGAGGCGACAGGUGGGCAGCUUGCGUGGGUCGGUUCCCAGGAGAGGCAUCUCCAGCGGGAGGCUCCUUAUUGGUACUCGUGGUGGUUUUCAGUACACCACAGUCACGUGACACACUCAUCCACGAGGAGUGUUGGGUAAGGAUAAAGUGUUCAGUCCAUACGUUAGAAAGCUGCAGCUUCCAUGCUGCGACGACCCUUGCACUCAUGUAUGUGUUGUCUUUAGGUAAGGUUGUGUGCUGGGUCACAGCUGGAGUCCUGGGAGUGAUAUAGAGGCCAGGGUGUGGACACGUACCCUAUCUGUCCUGUGUCGUGACAGGAAACACUUCUGGAUCACUGGUCUGAAUUAGGCCUGGCCGUGCUUUCUUAGCCCCUCUCUGCACUAACAGUUUUCCUAGGGCUAGGCUGAAUGCAAACAAUUUUCUCGAAGGAUGGGUUAUCCAUUCGGAGGAAUACCAGGACCGGAUGCUGCAGAGGAGGGUGCAGGAUCUCCCUAAGGUGCACCCAUGGCGCAGCUUGCUGGCCUGUGACCUCUGCUGUUGUUUCCCCACCAUAGCACCCCAGGGA